This is a messenger RNA of Photinus pyralis (common eastern firefly), 2195 nucleotides long. RefSeq lists its product as uncharacterized. The record is from RefSeq and is a predicted model, not a curated record. The transcript has 11 exons. Lineage: Eukaryota; Metazoa; Arthropoda; Insecta; Coleoptera; Lampyridae. The coding region runs from base 191 to 1966 and encodes 591 amino acids.
CAUUCAUAAACUGACUACCAGAGAACUUUCAUUCAGUUUUCUGCCGUAGUCGCGUGAAGAAUGCCGAAUUCGAGUUGAUACGUACAUUUGCGCGGUUUAAGUAAUUGUCGAACUUUUAUUAUGCGUACAAAAUUUUCAAAGAUUUAAAUUUUAAUUUUGUGUUUUAUCCAAUAAUACCAAAGACUGCAAAAUGCAUCACACUGAGUUAGCUUUAGUUGGAUUCUUCUUUUUACAAGUUUUACGGACGCCAGUAUACGCAACUUGCUACUUUCCUCCCGAAUUUCAAGGAGAGUAUAAAAUGCAGAGCUCAAAUACCGGCGAGGGAAUACAAUAUAGUGUACUAAACAUCACUGCAAAUUCAAUUCCAAUAUGGGGAAACUGCCAUAGAAGGAUUGGGAAUAAUUUUAUGCUUAUGAUUAACUAUGGAUCAAACAGCUGCGUGCGAUGUUUGCAUCUAAAGUUGCGAUCAAAGAAUGUUUUGCAAGUUCAUGCGGCGGGAGAUGAGCAAAUCUCCAAAAAGUGCUAUACCAAUGAAGAAUCCGCCGCAAUAAACUGCCCAUCAGAAGCGUCGCUCGAGACGCGCUCUGCGACUGAAAUAAUCCUAUUUAAAACCAAAGACUUAGAGGGAAAUGAAAUUCCUAAAGAAUUCUGCCCAAUAUAUGGGAAAUAUAAUUUAAGGUAUUUUACGACAGAUAAAUUUUAUAGAAGGGAAUGUACUGGUUUCGAAUCAGAUUUACAUUCAUGCCCUUCCGGAUCGACAUUAAACAUUCACUUCCGGCAGUGUUUGUUUGCUAGUUAUGAUUUAAAGUUAGAUUGUCUGGGAGAAUGGGAAGGUCCUAAUGGUGAAACGUUCUUAACGUUUUUGGAUAAUCGACACUUGAAGAACCGUUUGCCACAAUAUCGUUGCGCGAUGUACAAACGUAACGAAACAACAGGAAACAUAUACUUGGCCUUAGGGAAAGAUUCAACCUGUAACACUGACUUGCAUAACUCAAGUUAUGGGCACGAAGUUUUCGAAUUGGUUCCUAAAAAUGAUAAUAAUUGGCCUCGAGCGGUCGAGUUAGGAGAAUGUCGCUUUCCAGAUUGGCUAUCGGGAGAAUGGGAACACGUAACAGUGGAUGACAAUACCUUUACUUAUAGAAAUCAGACCUCAUUUAAGACAUAUUCAAUUAAAUGCGUACGCGAAGAAUCCCAAGACAAGUAUUUGGUGUUUACCAAAACUCAAUGCGACAAGAAACAGUUUACCUGUCUUAAGGUUAAGAAACGAAGUAAUAACAUAAUGGAAUUUCAAGUGGGAAUAACUUUCAGCAAUAAGAAGGACGAAAUUGAUCUGUGUUCCGACGAAAACUUUGUAGAAAAUUCUUGGAUUACCCAAGGACGUUUAAACAGAAAACUCGAGGCUUCUUGUCCAAUUUCUGGUGAAUAUACUGGAGUAAUUCCAGACAUUACGGAAUUAUGUGCGAAAUUAUGGUCGGAUUGUAGAGCUCCAGAGCUCAUGUACUACCAAGUCUCCGACUGUACAACAAAUGAGGUUUACGAGGAAAGGGAGUACAGGUGCUUAGGUCAUUGGACAGAGUCGGGUCUGUUGUACACUUACACUCAAAGAAAGGAUGUCGCGUCAGAAGCGUUUGAAUGUUUCGUCGGUUCAAUUAUUUCUGACAAGAAAGAUAUCUACAUAAAGGAAGCGGGAGAUCACUGCCAACGCCAGCUAGAUCCCUUACAGAAUGGGAUGAAUCUGAUUAAACAAGGACUGUAUGCUUGCAUAGGUCAAAUUUCCACACAAGACGACAUCACCACCAAAAAACUUCCAACAAUGUCACCCACUAGGAUACCCACAAAAUCCUGGAAUAUCGGUGUGCAAAAUCCUCCUAUAACGACUAAUUCCAUAAGUGGCUCUUCUCUUCCGUCCAUUUUAACGACGACUGUAAUUUUAGGGAUUUCCAUGAUUGUGAUCGUACAUUUUUAAGUGUAAAAAGUUCCAUUAUUAUUUAUAUUUGUUUAUAUGUUAUAGACUGUACUGUAUUUUAUUUAUCUAAUGUCGAUUACGUUUACUUGCCAAUUUUACCUGUUUUUUGUACUUAGUUUUUCUUUGUAUUAAGAUAGUCAAAAAUGAACUGCUUUAAAUCCGGGUUCAUUUUUACAAAGUUGAAUGUGAUGUAUUUUGUAUAUAAUAAUAAAUAAAGCGAAAUAAUUUA